Messenger RNA from Ascoidea rubescens DSM 1968, 2110 nucleotides. Its product is annotated as universal stress protein. The record is from RefSeq and is a predicted model, not a curated record. The transcript has a single exon. The coding region runs from base 266 to 1810 and encodes 514 amino acids. NCBI's taxonomy places the organism in Eukaryota, Fungi, Ascomycota, Saccharomycetes, Ascoideales, Ascoideaceae.
AGGAAAAGAAAAACAGCGAAACCAACAAUAGCAGCUUUGGACAGCAUAUUUGAGUGAACAGCGAUUGGAGAGGAAGCAGAGAAAGAAGAAGAAGCAGAAGAAGAAAGCUAAACGCCAGCUCUGAGUCUGUCCACACGUGACUAAGCAGCACCUCCACAAAGAAGGCGUUGAAGGAGCUGGAGAAGGAGAAGAAACUGAUUCUGGAGCAGUCGCUGAGGAAGUGGUGGAAGCAGUGGUAAGAGCAGCUAGUGGAAGGUGUUAGAAGAUGCCAUCAACGUAUCCUUAUUCGUUGGAGUCUGCGUUGGCAGACGAGGUGGAAAACGUCCUUGGGGGAUUGGAUCCAUCGCCCAGUCGAGGUCGCUUGAGCAAUUCGAUAUCGAAUCAAACCUAUCGAUCCCUCUCCAGGGGAAGAACAGCCAGUGUUUAUGAUGAGGUUCCCAAGGAGUACAGUGCCAGUCGAGGCAGAAAGGACACCAACUUAAAAUGGUCCAUUUUGAAACAUGAUCCCUCAGAGAGAAUCAUUGGCGCUAACGAUGGUAACAGUAACAGCAAGAAGAACAUUUCUAUUGAGCAGAGUGAUGAAGAGCAGAUCAGUGAUACCGAUAAGGAGUUUGAAUACAAUGAUGGAGAUGCUAUAUUGCCCAAUUAUGUUUCAUUUUUCCCUAAUGAUUAUAGCAAUUCCAAUCAAGUCAAGACGCCAUCUCAAUCUCUAUUUCAAACCCAAGCAUUUUCGAAAUUAUCUAAUGAAGACAUGUUGAGCAAUGCAUUAAGCAACAAUAAGCCGGUGGUGAAGACAUCGUUGGACAAAGUUAAAGAAGCGAUGAAUUAUGGAGAUAAUAUUGCGACGUUAGAGGCAAUUGAAAAUGCAAGACAAACUGAUUCUCCGAUUCCAAAGGAUCUCGAGGAGAAAUUCGGCAGCCUAAAUUUAAGUCUUCCCAAUGAAAAGACCAAAAAUGAAAAGUUGAAACCAUAUACUUUAUAUAAGAAAUCAAUAACAGAUCCCAUGAAUUCAUUAAUUAAAGAUGAUGAUUUUCAAGUUCCAUAUACAUUAGAUAGUGAUCACAAAUCGGAUAAACACAUUAUAGAAGCAUUGAAUGAAAAUAUAAAGAUAUCAGAAAUCAAUUCUAAUUUAGAGAAUUCUCGAUGUAUUAGAACAAUAACCCGAGGAGAUUUCUUUAAUAAGAUAUCGAUUUAUAAGAAACCAAAGACCUUCUUAUUAUGCAUGGACUUUUCUCCCGAAUCUAAAUAUGCCUUAGAAUGGACAAUUGGAACAGUACUAGUUGAUGGUGGAGUUUUAUUGAUCUUAUAUGUGAUUGAAGACAAUAAAUUUAUUUCGCCAGAUAAUAAUAUUAACAAUAUCAAUAAUACUAAUACUAAUGAUAGUAGCAAUAGCAACAACGAUAAUACUAACAAUAAUAAUACCAUAGGUGAAGAACAGUUGAAGGAAAUUAAAGAACAAGAAACUGCAAGAAUAAAUGGGGUCAGGAAUCUAAGUGAAGAUGCAUUAAGUUUGAUCAAGUCUACAAAAUUACAAGUACAUAUAGUCGUUGAAGCAAUCCACCAUCCAAUUCCAAGACACUUGGUGAUGGAAGUAAUUGAUCACAUUCAACCAACGCUAGUUAUCGUUGGCUCUAGAGGAAAACAGGCUAUCAAAGGCGUAACAUUGGGAUCGUUGUCCAACUAUUUGGUCAACAACAGCUCUGUACCCAUUAUGGUUGUUCGAAGGAAGGUCAAGCGAGUCACCAAGAAGAAAACGACCAGCAACAACAUCGAGCAUGUCCAGAGCUUGAAGUUGGCGAAGGUUGACUAGUCUUGCAAGUAUCGUUCAAAGUAUUGCUUUUCAUAUUGUUUUUCUCGUCUUUAUAGUACAAAUUCACAUCAAUCGAAAACCGCAACUUGAACCGUCGAUUACCGCCGUGCAUGGUAAAAUCACGUACACGAUCACGUACACGAUCAUUUGCUGCGAAACGGACGCCCACCACCGCUGACAGUCCGUCAUCUUUGGCAUCUUCGGCGUCCGUAUUUUGUUCGUUUGUUCGUUUUUCCUUGGUGGUUUUUUCACCAUUUCUACUAUCUUUUGAAGUCUUUUCACCUCUUUCGCCUCUUCCAC